UGUUGAGUCAAUGUAAGUUCCUUGUACGUGUCCCUUAACCAAGCCACGUCAAAAUAUUUAUUUAAUAAAAUGGUGGAAAUCGACUCUAUGAUGAGAUAUGUCUCUCCUAUAAACCCUGCAAUUUUCCCUGUACUAGCAGUGGUGUUAUUAGGAAUUGGAAUAUUUUUCACAGCAUGGUUCUUUGUGUACGAGGUCACUAGCACAAAAUUUACUAGGGAUAUGUUCAAAGAGUUGUUAAUUUCUUUGGUGGCAGCAAUAUUUUCUGGAUUUGGUGUAUUAUUUCUGCUUCUUUGGGUUGGCAUAUACGUAUAGAUGAAUUUGACCAGUGUGAAAAACAUUUCAGAACAAUAUGUAAUAGUAUUUAAGUAAUUACAUAACAAUUCCACGUCAUAAGAAUAAAAACAAUGUAUUUUUACUAAAA
Molecule: messenger RNA, 421 nt
Organism: Dufourea novaeangliae
Lineage: Eukaryota; Metazoa; Arthropoda; Insecta; Hymenoptera; Halictidae
Gene: kud
Product: transmembrane protein 258
Exons: 3
Coding region: 70-312 (80 amino acids)
Biological process (GO): protein N-linked glycosylation
Cellular component (GO): membrane-bounded organelle
Source: RefSeq, a predicted model, not a curated record